AUGGCCAGGCAACAACGUACUAGAGCUGACAAUGUUGACGAUGCCGGGAUUGCGGACCACCCAGCAGUCCCCCGGGAGCCUGUAGGCCUGCGACUCGUCGCCGCAGACGCUCUUCCACUGCGCAAACACAUGAAAGACAAAAAGAGCGUUGAUGGACCCGAUGAUGGUCCAGACGACGACCUUCUCCGCCCUGGAGGAGUAGUGCAGCAGCGUGGCGGCGAACGCCGUCUUCGCGAGGGCCAGAGAGAGGACGUACUGCGAAUCCAGCGAGGUGCCAAAGUAGUUCCAUUCAAUGGUCGUGGUGGCGAGGGUUCCUCCCGCAGCGAGGAGGAGCAUCCAGCCGGCCGCCAGGGCGUAGUCGUCCCAUCCUGUUUCCCGGGACUUGGCGAUGCGGCAGUAUAG
This is a messenger RNA of Clonostachys solani, 402 nucleotides long. Lineage: Eukaryota; Fungi; Ascomycota; Sordariomycetes; Hypocreales; Bionectriaceae. The record is from the annotation of a GenBank genome assembly.